This is a messenger RNA of Elaeis guineensis (African oil palm), 1451 nucleotides long. Its product is annotated as large ribosomal subunit protein uL1c. Lineage: Eukaryota; Viridiplantae; Streptophyta; Magnoliopsida; Arecales; Arecaceae. Gene Ontology annotation, molecular function: RNA binding; structural constituent of ribosome. Gene Ontology annotation, cellular component: large ribosomal subunit. The record is from RefSeq and is a predicted model, not a curated record. Gene Ontology annotation, biological process: translation.
CCGCCCCCCCCCGCCGCCGCCUCUCCCUCCUCCCUCUCCCCACCGGCCGCGCUCGCCUGCCCCAAGCCCGCCGCUGCCCCUCUCUCCCUCCGCCCCUUCUCCUCCUCCUCCUCCUCCUCCUACCCCUCCUUGGCUCUUCACACCCUCCAUUCCCGCAGCCCAUGCCUUCCCAUCGUCUCCCGGAAACCCACCCGCACCGAGGCCGCCAUCGCCGCCGUCGCCGCAACCGCCACCGAAACCGACGUGGUGGAGGAUGAUGAGGCCACCUCGGAGGCCGCCGCCGAGGCCCCGUCCCCACCAUCGAAGCCCAAGACCGGCAAGGCCGCCUUGCUCCUCAAGAGGGAUAGAACGAGGUCGAAGAGAUUCUUGGAGAUCCAGAAGCUGAGGGAGAACAAGAAGGAGUAUGAUGUGCCGGCGGCCGUGGCGCUUCUCAAGCAGAUGGCUAACAGUAGGUUUGUCGAGUCCGCGGAGGCCCAUUUCCGGCUUAACAUUGACCCCAAAUACAAUGACCAACAGCUGAGGGCCACGGUGAAUUUGCCCAAGGGGACAGGGCAGACUGUUAAAGUGGCCGUACUAACACAAGGUGAAAAGAUCGAUGAGGCACAAAAUGUGGGAGCUGAUAUAGUUGGUGGAGAAGAUCUAAUACAACAAAUAAAGGGAGGAUUCAUGGAGUUUGAUAAGCUAAUUGCUUCUCCAGAUAUGAUGCCUAAGGUUGCCAGUUUGGGGAAGAUUUUAGGACCACGAGGACUUAUGCCAAAUCCUAAAGCGGGCACAGUCACUACAGAUAUACCUCAGGCCAUUAAAGAGUUCAAGAAGGGCAAAGUUGAAUAUCGAGCAGAUAAGACUGGGAUUGUUCACCUGCCUUUUGGAAAGGCCAACUUUCCUGAUGAAGAUCUUAUCAUAAAUUUGAUUGCUGCAGUUAGAUCCGUAGAAGCAAACAAACCUUCUGGUGCAAAAGGAGUAUACUGGAAGAGUGCGCAUAUUUGCUCUUCAAUGGGGCCUUCCAUUCGGUUAAAUAUUAGAGAGAUGCUUGACUACAAGCCUCCUGUAGCAGUCUAAAUGCUCUAGAAACAUCUGUAAAGUUAUUCUUCUCUGGAGGAGCUUACCAUCAUGGUUACAACAUUGUCAUUGCUCACGCAUGAAAUGGGCAAACGCAAAAUGAGAGGUGACAGUAGUUUGGUCCAGGUUUUUGGUGUUAUGGACCACCGAUGUCAUGAGAGCUGAUUGUUAACCUUGGGAUGAAGUGGUCUUGUCAGUUGUAUGUAUUGUCCUUUCAGUAAAUGUAUUUAUUUCGUGUUCCAAGCCGACAGCAGGGAAUACUUUGGUUGAAUUUUUUUGUGACUGGUUGGAGCUAUCUAUAGCCUCCUUGCAUGGUCCUGAGAUAAGCUGUUGUCCUGCAUUCUGGCAACUUCCUUGUAAUUUUCAGGUUUUUCAAUUCUUUUUAAUAUCAA